This is a messenger RNA of Nicrophorus vespilloides, 729 nucleotides long. RefSeq names its product mitochondrial import inner membrane translocase subunit Tim21. Gene Ontology annotation, cellular component: TIM23 mitochondrial import inner membrane translocase complex. Gene Ontology annotation, biological process: protein import into mitochondrial matrix. Gene Ontology annotation, molecular function: ATP binding. NCBI's taxonomy places the organism in Eukaryota, Metazoa, Arthropoda, Insecta, Coleoptera, Silphidae. The transcript is spliced from 2 exons. The coding region runs from base 68 to 694 and encodes 208 amino acids. The record is from RefSeq and is a predicted model, not a curated record.
UUGCUAACACCUGAUAAAGUUAGGUUAUGUUUACCUGUAACUAAUAAUACAUUACCCGGUGCACAAGAUGAUCUCGAAACUGCUGUUUCCGGCGCUCAGACGCAGAAACCCAUUGGAAGUGAGGAAUUUCAACGCAAUAUUCAACCGAUACAAAAGCACGAAGAGUAGUUUAACGAAAUCUUCGGCAGGGUCAGAGGUUGGAACUGAUGUAAGACCUUUGGCAGAGAAGGUUAAAGAGACGACGAAGACUGCAUCUUACUUGGGUGUUAUACUGCUAGGCGUGGGUGUCACCGGCACUCUGUUCUAUGCUGUAUUCAAUGAGUUGUUCUCGAGUCGUAGCCCAAACAAUAUUUACACAGCCGCUGUGAAAAAAUGCUUAGCAGAUACAAGGAUUGAAGAUAAAUUGGGGUAUCCCAUUAAGGCUUACGGUGAGGAGACGAGGAGAGGUAGGAGGCAACACCCGAACUACUCAGGGUUCAUCGGAAAAGAUGGAAAGAAGCACUUGAGGAUGCAGUUCUAUUUGCAAGGCACUUACCAUAAGGGAACGGCGCAGUUGGAGAUGAUCGAAAACGCAUCUGGGGAUUUCGAGUAUCGCUACUUGCUGGUGCAGGUCGACGACAUGGCUAGGAAUGUGAUAGUUUUAGAGGAUAACAGAUAUCAGACGGUGCAAGCGCCCACCGAGCUUCUCAUGUGAUCAACCAAAUUUUUUUUAUAUAUAGCAAUAGCAAA